AACAAUGACAACGAACGAUGACGUGUUAUUUUCAGGCGUUAACAUCCACACCAGCCGAACAAUGUCUUCCAUUCUCCUUCGGCCAGUCGGAAGAUUACGGAGAUCAGUAUCGCAUCGGUGGCACUGAUGCCUACAUAUUCCGGACAUCCCGUAGCCUCAUUUAUCCGGCAGUGCUACCGAGAACAUCAUUUCAUUCCAUACGACAUCCGUUUACUAUCUUGUGUGCUUGUUUAGGUCCGUUUACGUAAUAUGAUGCAACAAGCCGAACUUUGGCCACCAUGUGAUUUACGUGCAGCUAUAAGAACCUGCAUGAAGACGGGCAAUGCGCAUUCCUUGUCUAGCUUACAUCCCGAAUACACUUCUAAAACUUAAAGAACAGUCAUACGGAACAGACGCCGUGACGGGAUGGCUGUCGUUCACAAUCUGAUCGCCAACAUAGGAGAUGAUGUCACUGUUCUCUGUUCAGCGCUUCUGUACGCGCUCAGUCUGUUCGCCGCGUCUUGGCUGUACCUACGCUGGCGGGCCUGGGCUCGAGACCUCCCACCAGCCCCUUCGUUCUUCAUGUCUCAUUGGCUAUUACUCAAGGCCGUGCUGACCAAGCGAACUGCGUCUCAUCUUUUCUUUUCUGACAUUGCCAAGAAAUACGGCCCAGUAUACGGUAUCUGGAUCGGACACCUCUUUGUUACCGUCGCGACGGACGUGGAGCUGUGUAAGGAAGCAUUGCUCAGAAACCACGAAAGCUUUCCCAACAGAAGGAAUAUCGGUGUUCUCGCCAAACUCUUUGAAACUGAGGGCGGAAUAGUCAGCGAAAUUGGGCCAGCCUGGAAGGAACGUCGUCGGUUCGGUGUAAGCGCCAUGCGACUGUUUGGUGCCGGUAAGCGAAGCCUAGAACCCAAGAUCAACGGAGAGGCCAACUACCUGGUUCAAAGCUUUGCUGAUUACUCCGGCAAGCCCUUCGAUCCAAGCCCUCUAGUCCUCAACGCCGUCUCCAACAUCAUUGCCCAGAUCAGCCUCGGCCGGCGCUUCGAGUACACGGACCCCGUCUUUCAGGAGAUACUCGGGCUCAUGAAAGAUGUGAGCGAGGUGGCUGUGCUAGACCCGGGCAACGUCUUCCCCUUCCUGGUUGAUAGUUUCCUCUACAAUGACAAGCGGUCCAAGUUUCGGAGGUUGAAGGACUUCAUCGAGUGCAACGUCCGCAGCCACAGGGAGACCCACGACGUUAACAACCCGCGCGAUCUGAUCGAUAUGUACCUACGUGAAAUUGAAAAAGAGGGGGGACAGGGGAAAGAAGAAAGCCCGAUGAAUGGUAAAGCCAUCUUUACCGAGUCGAACAUUUGGCGGUUUAUCCAUGACCUCUUCCUAGCCGGCACCGAGACAACUUCCUUCAGCUUGCUGUGGAUUAUACUGAUCGUGACCCUACAUCCUGAAAUACAGGAGAAAGUACAAGAAGAAAUUGAUGACGUCAUCGGAAGAUCCAGACAGCCCACGACCUCCGAUUUGCUCUCCAUGCCCUACACGCGUGCGACUAUAUCGGAGGUGCUGAGGCACCGGCCGGUACUGCCCAUCUACCAGCGGGAGACGCCAUUGGACCGGCAAGGCACCUUCGGUCAGUACACGGUCCCUCGUAACUCCUAUUUCUUGCUGAACGUCCAUGGAAUUCACCACGAUCCCGAGCUGUUCCCGGAUCCAGACGCGGUGCGGCCCGAGCGGUUCCUGUCGAUCGACGAGAACGGUCAGCGCACGUACUCCGGAAAGGGACUUCCACUCCUUAAUUUUGGCUUAGGUAAACGGGCGUGUGUCGGGGAGAGUAUGGCCAGAGCUGAAAUAUUUUUGUUCUUCGUCAACCUCUUGCAGAGGUUUACCUUCACUAUUCCGCCCAAUGACGUCACGCCUGAUCUAGAGGGCGUCCCAGGUCGCAUAUGGAGUACCCCAACCUUCAGGCUGUGCGUCCAUACCCGCUAAAAAGUUGACAAAAUAACCACGCAUUUUCAUGCCACGGAGUGUAAAUAUCAAAUGAAAUCAGAAUUCUGCACUUCGACGCUAGCAAACAGCAGUUCACCAAAGAAUGUAGAAAUUCACUUUCUCUUUAACAGUGCAAGGCAACAGGGAAGUCAGGCAAUUGGACGAAAACAAUCCUGACACUGAUGAUGAAAUUAUAUAUCAACGUGUUAUUAACACGUUAUAAAGUGUUAUAAAGCUAUAAAAAGUUGACUUUUGGCGAGACCAAACGAUGUAACAGAUGAGUGUUAGAAUAUCAAAAUAAUGAGAUAUGUCUUUAAUUCAGUCAAGAGAGAAACGUAUUUAUAUGCCAGCAUUUGUUUUGUACUUUGUUUACUUGAACUAGGUUGGCAACUUUUGUAAGCCCACUUUAUUAACUGCAUUUGUGUGUGUUUCUCAAAAUGGCACUUAUUUUUGUCUGUCAUAGCUGAACAGGAUAUCAACGAGCUAGAGUAAACAAUCAAACUCUGUGUUACAAAGUUAGAAAAAAGUCUGGAUGCAAUGUUAUUUAUGUUUUUGCAACGGCAAAUGAGGUUUGUUGAUAAAAUACACGGAACAUGGCUCGGCACAUUUGACAAGUUGUCAUUACUGAUAUGUUUGUUUUGAAUUUCAUAAAUGAACAUAUCAAUGUUAUCAUAGUAUUCCAUUUAGAUUUUGAAUGCAUAUACAAAUAUUAAAAUGUAAUUGAUACACUA
Patiria miniata (bat star) is the source of this 2693-nucleotide messenger RNA. Its product is annotated as cytochrome P450 2J2-like. Gene Ontology annotation, molecular function: iron ion binding; ATP binding; oxidoreductase activity, acting on paired donors, with incorporation or reduction of molecular oxygen, reduced flavin or flavoprotein as one donor, and incorporation of one atom of oxygen. Gene Ontology annotation, cellular component: cytoplasm; intracellular membrane-bounded organelle. Lineage: Eukaryota; Metazoa; Echinodermata; Asteroidea; Valvatida; Asterinidae. The record is from RefSeq and is a predicted model, not a curated record. Gene Ontology annotation, biological process: xenobiotic metabolic process. The transcript is spliced from 5 exons. Bases 406 to 1962 code for a protein of 518 amino acids.